Molecule: messenger RNA, 3535 nt
Organism: Armigeres subalbatus
Lineage: Eukaryota; Metazoa; Arthropoda; Insecta; Diptera; Culicidae
Product: E3 ubiquitin-protein ligase RNF169-like
Exons: 4
Coding region: 473-2689 (738 amino acids)
Biological process (GO): double-strand break repair
Cellular component (GO): site of double-strand break; nucleus
Molecular function (GO): nucleosome binding; ubiquitin-protein transferase activity; metal ion binding
Source: RefSeq, a predicted model, not a curated record
CACAAACGGGACCGUCGUCAGUUUUUGUUCAGUGAAGUGGUAGUGUGAAGUUGAGAGUAAACUACAAAAAAAAACUAAACUUUGUCCAUCUCGCGUAAAAGCUGCCAUUUUUCGGUUGUGCUGUGCGGAGUAAAAUCGGAAUUUAGUGUCGUGUUUGGCUACUGUGUCCGCUUUGUGUUCCAAUCAUUCGAUUGCGUUAAUGUCCGUGAAUUAAAUGAUCAAGUGAAAUGUAUCGAUUAUAUGCGUUAAGAUGUGAUACCCUUUCGACAAAAAGAAGUUUGUAAAGUCCUUGAGAAAAAUUUCUUCCUGCCGGUGUUUCCCUUUUUGUUCGAAUAUUGGCAGCAGCCCAUCGGUGUUGGGUUGUCCUUGUGGGGCUGGUUGGGGUACGCGAACGGGGCUUGAACAGAAAACGAACAAGGGUUUGUGAAUUUUGUGUGUAGUGGAGCGAGGAUUCGUAAGAAUAGUUCUGGAAAUGUCUUCAAAAUUGCUUAACUAUCCCUCGGCCAGCUCAAAUCCACAUUUGGGUACCGGUGGCUCGGCGGGGUCAUCGUCAACCACAAGAAACGGCACCUCCUCCGGUCAUGGAUCCUCUCAACUAAACUUCGAGAACCUACAAUUGGAUGACAUUCUGUGCACAGUGUGUCAAUCGGUGCUAGUGGAACCGGUAUUUCUGCCGUGCCAGCAUCGGUUCUGUCGAAACUGCUUAAGCGGUACCAUAGAAAAAAAUAAUCUCAACUGUCCGUGCUGUCGGAAGCGAUUUGGAACGUGGUACCGGAACGCUUCCCGGGUGAACAAACUGGUUCACGAGCAACUGUGGAAUGCGAUUCAGAGCCAAUUCCGGGACUAUUUGGAAGAGGAUGGUGCUGGCCGAUGCAACGGAAACGGAAGCGUUGGAGGCUGCUUUGUGCCGCAAAGCGAAAGUGUUAUCCACCUUAGCGAACCGGGAGAAAUCCGCAAGGAGUACGAGAACGAACUACAGCGAUACCGCAAAGAGCUCAUAGAAGAAAAGAAGAAGGAACUGGCGGCAUCCGAAAAGUACAUCAUUAAUCUCUACAAGCAAGAGGGAAUCAUAGAUUUGGUAGACAGUAGCGACCACCUAUCCAUUUCGUCUACAACAAGCACUCCAGAACCACCAGCACAAACAAAUGCAAAAAAGCUACAACCACCAGCUGCCAGUACUAGCAGUAGCCAUGAGGCAAAAGCGCACGAGCCGAUCCAAGACGAGGUGGCCGGCCCUUCAGGUUCUGGGAGUGGAGACCAAGUCCAUAAACACUCUCAACAGGCGGCUCCCGAUCAGAACAAUGCGGUCACAACCAGUAAUCACAACGUGCAAACUACUAGUCGUCCGGAGACCUCGAAGUCUCAAUCCAAUGGAAGUGUCAUAUCCAUUUCGUCAACGUCGUCCGCGUCCGGAGCCUCCUCUUCGUGCAUUUCGUCCGCCUCCAGUCGGUAUAGUUUAAUCAAACAGCAGCAGACCUCGAAGGCGCAUAGCUCGAAUCCGCCCGGUAAACAUGUUAGCAGCAUCAGCGGUUCCAACGCCGGGCCAGUGGCCAAGAAGGUUUUCACGAUGGCCGAGCUGAAUCAAAACGAGCUGUGUGUGAAGCCUACCAAGCUUCACCGGAGAACCUCUAGUCAAGCGGUGGAGGACGACGAGGAUGACGAUGGCGACAGCUUACGGUCUGAGUUGAAUCAUUUCAAGCCAAUCUUCACGACGACACCCAAGAGUUGCUUUUCGUCUAAGGCAAUCGUUCGAGUUCCUUCAGUGCGACCGGAAACCGGAUCGCUGCCACAGAAUACCGAGUGUUUUAGUCCCAGCAAAAGCCCCUUCAAGCCAAUUGAUCCAACAACGCCACGUCGGUCGGCUUUUUCCGUAGUAAACGUAAAUUUGUUCACACCUGUAACCACCGAAGUCGGGGCACAAAAACGCCAGAAACGAAGAGCAACGAAUUCUGCAGCAAAGAAGCAAAUAUCCUCGCCUUCGUCCGCUAAAACGACGAAACGAAUCUCUAAAAAGUCUAUUAGCUCGAACCCUGACAUGGAACCUCGUAAGCGGAAAUUGAAAUUCUCCCCACACCCGAAGGGAAAGGUGAAAGAGGAGCCAUCCAGUAAAGGCAGCAUUAACAGCUCCAAAACUAAAACAUCGCGAAAGAGUCUGACUAGGCAGCCCAGCCGGCUGAAAAAUCUGAUCGUCAGUGAUCAGCAGCGGCGAGAAGCAAUGAUCGAACAAGAACGGCGAGACUUUGAGUUUGCGCAAAAGUUGCAGAAGAAGCUCAAUCGCACAAGAGGAGCCACUUUGCUUGUGGUAGAGCCACUUCCUAGAGAUGCACCAAAAGUUGUAGCUAGAAAGCAGAACAGCAAUUACUCAUUGCGUAGGCAAACGGUGGCCGUUCUUCCAGCUACGACGGUUGCAGAAUUACCACCACCAAGGAGUACCACAUCCACAUCCAGCAGUGGUAUAAAAGGGGUAGUUUCUCGCAAGCGGAAAGCACCAUCCAAAGGGGAUGACACGGUAAAACCUGACCAGCCAUCUACUCGGACGACGGCAAAGCAGUUUAAAAAGCCAAAGUUGCUGGCAGCUGCAACGAAUGCGCGACGACCACCGAACCCGAAGCCAGAAACAGUAGUAGCAACGGCAACAGGAGAAAGCGAUAGCAGAAUCCUACGACGGUCCACCCGGAUUAGGUCUUAGGAAGCAGAACGGAUAAUCCUAUUCCUUUCAACUUGUGAUGUUUUCUGUUGUCAUUGUUACCGGACCGGAUGCGACGGAAACUUGACGAUCAGAAGAGGUAAAUGUGAUCUUGGUAACUCAAACACACCGACUCUAGGAGAGGCGUACGCGUUGAUGGGUGAUGACCGACUGAUAUGAUUAAGGUAAGUGACUAGAAUUGUAUGGAUGGAACGCGGCACGACUAUUGCCGAAACGGAUACGCGAGUGUGUUUGAUCUACUUAUAUUUAUUAUAACCAUUAAUAGGAUAUGUAAAAUGAAUCUAGGAUAUACUUAUUUCAACUCACCGUUUGCCGAAGCAAUCAUUUUCCUUAUUCCUUUCGAAUUAGUGCAAGGAGAAGCAUAUUUUGUUUUAUAAUUAUUACUCAAACCAAUAAUGUAAAUAGUUGUUUUUAAACUGUCGAUCAUCAAUCCCCUGCUAGGGGUUUAAACUUAAUCAGUACAUGUAAACGUAACAAUCUUGCUUGGGUCCUCUUUUCAAAAAAGCAUUCCCAAUAAUAGCAUAUACCUAGAAAUAGAUAGGUAGGAUCUACCGUCGCUAUGAAACAGUAAGACGGUCAACGAAUUUGUUUUUUUUGUUCGAUUAUUCGCUACUCGGCGUAUCAACUUGUAAAAUAUGAGUAGUAUUUCUAUAAGUGUUUGCAGUGCUGGUAACACAAUGCCAGAAUGAUAGAUAAAAAUACAACGACAACUCGAAAAUAUCGGAGGCCAAAUGUGUAUAUAACUUGAAGAAACCCAUCAGUUUAAACUUGGAUAGAUAUCGUUCUAAUGUCUUUUAUUUUAAUAAAACAAAAUGUUUCGUAAUGGAA